Molecule: messenger RNA, 1478 nt
Organism: Patiria miniata (bat star)
Lineage: Eukaryota; Metazoa; Echinodermata; Asteroidea; Valvatida; Asterinidae
Product: D(2) dopamine receptor-like
Exons: 1
Coding region: 235-1470 (411 amino acids)
Biological process (GO): neuropeptide signaling pathway
Cellular component (GO): membrane
Molecular function (GO): G protein-coupled peptide receptor activity
Source: RefSeq, a predicted model, not a curated record
AGUGCUAACAACCGACGUAUAACUAGCCGUAGAUCUUGGGGCCCGUUGUGGUUAUUGUGCAUAUCAAGCUGUGAUAAGCGCACAGGAUACAUGAUAAAAGUUCAGUAGGCCUAUGAGAUACAACUUCGAAAUACAUUUAUAGAAAAUAAAAGUGUUGGACAAUCGUAGGCAAAACUCCAUUUAUGGUCGGAACGAGAACUCCAAACUGUUUGCAUUAAACAUCAGCCGUUAACAAUGGCAAGCACUGAUGCCAUCCCGGACACCGUUUUGCCCCCUUCGUCUGGAAUCGAAGAAAGCGAAAGAGACGGGGCCAUCUGGAGGGCAAUCGUCAACUUCUUCAUCACCUUCUUCGGUCUCUUCGGGAACUCCUUGAUCCUGCGGGUUUACUCGCGCAAAACGUGCAAGAAGAGCACUGAGGUUCUCAUCAUGGGACUGGCGGGCGUUGACCUUACGGUGUGCCUGUUGCGUAUCCGCAAUGUGGUCGAGUUCUCGUAUACGAUCGCCGGCGUCGAGGUUCCAUUUGUUGUCCGGAUUCUGGUGGUCCCUUCCAGAAUCGCGCUCGGUACGUCGGUCGUAAUGACGGGCGUCAUCGCCUUAGACCGUUACGAUAGCGUGUGUCGGUUCAACAAGCGGUUCUUCAACAAACGGCGAGCCAAAAUAGCCAUAUUGGUGUCGAUUGCGAUCGCCGUACUGAUGGAGUCGCCGGGCAUUCUAAGCGGCGUCAUGUCGUUUCCCAUCGUGAAGAAAGUCGCCCAUGUUAGCCACUUGACCCUCUAUCUGACAAUGCUGCUCAUGACAAUCGUUUGCUAUGGAAAUGUGUAUAAGACCAUAACAAGAAAACGUAAAAUCCGUAUUGGAUUGGUGAGAACGGGCAGUAAACCACCAGCCGUUCCCACCAUCAGCCACAACAUUCCCACACUUCCGAGAAAGCACAGAGUAAGUCGGACGCGAGUAGAACCUCUGCCUAGUGAGUCCGAAUUCGGACCGUCAACGUCGGCAUCAACAUCAAUGAUGUACAGAUCGACACCUCAACACCCGUUUUAUCAGCAAUCGAACACAUCCAAAUCGCAGAGUCGACCACCACGGAUGUCUUGGCCGGAGCGUAGCGUAAGCGAUACCCAAGGGCCAAGCUGGGCCGUACAGACAAGCGUCCUAAAACGCAUCCGAGGGAGGGUGCCUCCGUCCGGUAACCAGCCUCUCAUGAGGGAAUUGAUGCAGCGGAGGGUGACCCGCAUGCUGUUCAUUACCAGCGUGGUGUUCUUGUUGACCUGGCUGCCCUUUUGGAUCUAUGUGGCUACGGAUCUGUUUGUGCUGAACGGUGGGACAGUUGACGAAGGUGUCCUCACCAAGAUGUACAGCACCACAGUUCUGGCAGCCGUCAACAGCACCGUGAACCCACUGAUAUACGGACUCGCUAAUAGGCAAUUUCGUAAGGACUGCGCAGCCGUUUGUUCGAAAAAUCAACCUUAAUUGUUGAA